Molecule: messenger RNA, 2090 nt
Organism: Drosophila grimshawi
Lineage: Eukaryota; Metazoa; Arthropoda; Insecta; Diptera; Drosophilidae
Exons: 3
Coding region: 41-2005 (654 amino acids)
Biological process (GO): regulation of transcription elongation by RNA polymerase II
Molecular function (GO): protein binding; transcription corepressor activity
Source: RefSeq, a predicted model, not a curated record
GUAUUUUGUGCACAACUUUAAUUUCGAAAAGUGUGGAAAGAUGGUAAUCAAUUUCCGAGCCUUCGCGGUGCCCAAUUGGAUGGAUAAACUGAAAAAUGGCAAUCAUGUAUCUAGAAAAAUAUUGGAAUCAGUUUUGCACCCGCUCAUGUCGGCCGAUGAGGCCAGUCAGGCCGUGGACUAUGGCAUACAGGUGGGUAUUCUGGUGCCGUGGAACAAGAAAGGUGUCACUCCCAAGGGCAAACAAAUAUCGCUCUCUUUCUCGCAAAACGUCAAGAAACUCUGCAAAUCACUGAAAUUAGUUUCCUAUUGCUACGAGUGCCAUUCGUCCGGAUCGCCAGAGCAGCUACAGAUAUGUCGCACAUGUGAGCGUCAUUUUCACAAGACUUGCCAGCGAAAGAAUCCCAAUAAACCCAAUUAUUCGAUGCCCGUGGACCAAACCCAACUCCACCAAUUUCUCAGCGAUGAUUCCGAUUCGGAGGAGUUGUGUGAUGAAAAGAGAGACGAGGAGGGGGAGCAGGUGGAGAGAAGAGUCACUACCACAACGCCGGCACCAAAUAUAAACGAGCAAUGGGACGGGCGUAAGCAUCACCUGGACUUCAACAGCAAUAUCAACGAAUGGAAACGCGAAGCCGAAAGCUCCGAUGACGACGUACUCUUUGUGGGUGAGAAGAAAGCAUGUCAGCGCAAACGGAGCAAAACAUUGUUGGUGAAGAACGAGCAUGAUCAGCGGAGCGCCGAAUCCACCAACGCCAGCAAGCACAAUGAGCUGGAACAGGAGCUGGAGCUAUGCACAGCGUGUCGGCUGCAGAAGCUGGCUGAUCUUCUGAUUCCGCCACGCGUCAGCGUUGCAGAGCUGAACUGUCUACUCGACUUUUCGUGGCGCCAGCACAGCAGUUGGUUGCAAACCGAUAUUCGCAAGUACAUCGACCAAAACUGGACCAAACAUGAUGCCAAACUCGUCAAGAGUGUGCUAUUUAAGAACGAUGUACUUGGCGUCUAUAAUAUAACUGAAAACAUCGAUAUGAAACGUUAUACAAAGUUGGCUGAUUUUGUGAUUGAUCUGCUGGAUUUGCAGCAUAAUUUUGGGGUAUUCUAUGGCCCCAGCGGCGACGAUUUCGAGGCCACCAAGUAUCUGCUGCGUGAUGUGACACACGAUGUCCGCGAGAUUAGCCGAUGUGCGGACUGCUUUCGUCACUCGAACGAAGCGAAUCACAAGUUUUGGUUCGCCAAGCCCUGUUUUCAGCGGCAUGAGCUAGUCUACGCCAAGGCGCAAGGAUCACCUCACUGGCCGGCGAAGAUCAUACGCGUGAUAAGAAAAAAGAUUACCAUCUAUGAUGUACGCUUCUUUGGUGGCUCCCAUUCGCGUGCCUUUGUCCCGGAGCAUAAUAUCCUGCAAAUCGAUUCGAGAAUGCCACAACUCGACAGAUUGGCAAGAUCAUCGCGUAAUUUUAAAGCGGCCAUGCUGGAGCUGCGAUGUCACGAGAUGUUGCUGAAUAAACCGAUUGAACUAUUUGACUUCCAUGCCAAUCCCAGCGAGGCCGAGCAUCUCAUUAAUCAUUCGCUAUCGCUUUGCAUGGAGGCAUCGGAGCUCAGCAGUCCAAUUAAACACAGCUCAGGUGCAGCGGCGCCAGCGAGCAAGAAGCGCAAAAUUAUUACAACAGCAACAACACCAAAUGUAUUCAAGCGUGUGCAGCCAAUGCGAAGAUGUUCCAUGGCCAGACAAGGUUUACUGCCCAUCGAUCCCCCAGCGACGACAGUUGACAGUGAACUGUUGCGUGAAGUCUCGAACCUAAAAGAGCAACUGAUACAGAAGCAGCAGGAGCUGGAGCAAUUGAUACAGAAGCAGCAGGAGCUGGAGCAGGUGAAGCGCAAGCGUUGGUGUCAAAAUUGCCUGCAGCUGGCGAAAUUUGAUUGUUGCUUCACUGCGUCCUAUUGCAGCGCAGACUGCAAACGUCGCGACAAACGAAAACAUCAGCGCACCUGUGCCAGCCACUCCAAAAACUAAACAUAAAACAAAGGAGAUGCAUAUCCAUUGAAGCCAUUUGUACAUGUACGAAAAUACAAAAGGAUAUCAAUCAAAUUUCUUGACA